CGUGACGUCACAGCUUUUCCAAGAUGGCCGCGCGAGUGCUCCAGUGAAGCUAACUAACAGAUAACUACCAAACGUUUGCCUCGCGCUCGGAGAAUGGCACGAGCGCUUCUGCUCGUGUUUUCACUCUGAACCGUCGAGGUCAUGGAGUAAGACUGUGCAGCUCAUGAAGAUGGAGCCGCUGUAGAGGAGUCUUCCUCAGUCUGAUGCUGCCGUCGGCCUGCAGGACUGGACGGAUCCGCUCCUUUGGAGCAGCAUGGACAGCUUCUUCAAAGCAGCUGUGUGUGACCUGGACAAACUUCUGGACGACUUCGAGCUCAAUUCUGACGAGCUGGAGUGCAGACCGGCGUUCCUGAAGGCCCCGCCGUACCCCUUCUCCUCUCUGGGGUCGUCCUCCGAGCCCCCCGCCGUCCCGCCGAGCCUCCCGGACCUCAGCUCCAUCCACUAUGGUUCUGCCAGCAGCUGCCUGGACGGCGCCCGGAUCUCCGGCUCUCAGGACUGCGAGGUCGGAGGUCGUCCUCUCACGGGAGUCGACCUCCUCUCCUCUGUGGAUCGCGGCACGACCAAAAGCUCUGCCCCUCCCUGCCCGGACCGCGCUCUGAAACCGGUGUGCGACCUGGUGAACGACGCCAGCUCCGCCAUGCUGGUCCGGACCAACAGCCACGAUGCCUUCAGGGAGCUGGAGGCGGCGGAGACGCAGCAGGUGGAGGCGCUGCUGGUGGACUUUGACAGCCCCGUUGUUACGGAGCCCAGAGGAGCAGGCGUCGGCGAGGACGGUCAGAGCUGCUCGGAGACGCUGCUGGAGCUGAGCGCCGGCUUCUCCGCCUCCCUCAGCCUGCUGGACGUCAUCCUGCCUGCAGCUGCAGACCGAGGACCCGAGCUCCCCGAAGACUCUCCGUCCACCGCAGACUCCGCUGACGGGGAGGAGCUUCAGGGCUCAGACCCGGACCUGCCGGUCUCGGCGGCCCCCCAGGAGUCGGACCAUGACGACGACACCGCAGACACCAGCUCAGAGAAGCGGGACCGUGACGCUGAUGCAGCGUCUGCUCCAGAGCUCCGAGGUGAAGCUUCUGACGGUGGAGCGCCGGGUUUGUCCAGCCCGCCGCCGGCCGCACUCCCACCCCCCGGCGGUUCCAGGACCCCAGAGGACGGCAGCGAGGAGGAGUCACUGGAGGAGGAAGGCGUGUGUGAGAGCGCUGAGGCCGACGCCCUGCUGGUCUCCAGCGCCCGGGAGGAUCGGAGCGCCGAGGUCCGUCUGUCCCCAGAAGGACAGCAAGUCCACAUGGAGCCGGCGGCCGCCGCGGCCCCCCCAGACCUGUCCCCCGACCGCUCUGAGACCAGCCCCAUGGACCCCCCGGAGUUUGGGUUCGAGUAUCUGCCGGAGAGCGACCAGGCGGAGCUGCUGGUCACAGACGAGGAGCUGGACGCCUUCCUGAAGGCGCACGCCGAGGCGGAGCAGGGCGCCGCAGCGUCCUACUGCGUCGGGCUCGAGGAGCGCGAGCUGAGGAUGUGCGGUCAGGAGAGGCAGGAGGACGUGGAGGGCGGGGCCUCCCCGGAAAGUGACCGAGUCUGCGUCUCUGCAGGUGGAGGUUCUGAUCUGGGAUCAGAGAACUCCUGCACGCCACGCCAAGACCGCUCCUCUGGGGGGAGCUGUUCUCUCACCAGCCCCGAUCUGAGAACCUCCUAUGGAGGCGCCCGGCCCAAACUCCCGCACCACCUAACCUCCAGAACCCCCCCUGCAGGAGAGGACGAGGAGGAGGAGCGUGUCACGGCACUCGCUCCUCCUCCAGGAUCAGCGGAGAACGAGGACAGCCCCGCAGAGGAGCACCCCAGCCCUCCCUACCCCCCCCAGGAGCACGAGGAGUACAGCGUGGGGUACGAGGAGCUGUCCGAGCCCCCGCCGUACCCCGGCGAGCCGAUCGCAGACGCCGCGGCGUCAGCCAACUGCACGAGAGACGCGGCGGAGGAGCUGGGGAGCAGACAGCCGGCCUGGGUCCCGGACGCAGACGCCCCCAACUGCAUGAACUGCAACCAGAAGUUCACCUUCACCAAGAGGCGGCAUCACUGCCGCGCCUGCGGACGGGUGUACUGCACGCUGUGCUGCAGCAGGAAGUGUAAGCUGAAGUACCUGGACAAAGAGGCUCGAGUCUGCGUCAUCUGCUUUCACAUCAUCAACACAGGUCAGGCUCUGGAGCGGAUGAUGAGCCCGACCGGUCCCAGCCCCAACCCCAACAUCCCCUCUGAGUACUGCAGCACCAUCCCCCCUCUGCAGCAGGCCCGAGCCGCCGGCACCCUCAACUCGCCGCCGCCCACCGUCAUGGUGCCCGUGUCCGUCCUCAAACACCCCAACCCCGACGGUUGUCCCCGCGAACAGAAGCGAGUGUGGUUCGCCGACGGCAUCCUGCCCAACGGCGAGGUGGCAGACACCACCCGGCUGUCGGUGACUCAACGCCGCAGCUCGCAGGAGUUCACGCCGGACGACCCAGCGCCCGGGUCAGAGGUCAGCAGCCCGGCCGAACCGGACGCCACCGCGUCUGCAGAGCUGGCCCGACCACCGCUGUCCGGACCCUGGGACUACGCUCUGCUCGCCGGGGUCGGCUCCUCGGUCAGGAGGGUUCCCAGCCUGCUGCCCGACGACGAGGACCAGCUGCCGCCGCUGCUCGUCAUUACCGGAGAGGACGAGGAGGGAGGAGAUGUUCUGGUGGAGGAGAGCCCCGCCCCCUGCCAGAUCCUGCACUUACUGGAGGAGGGAGGGCCCCGCCCACUCACCUUCGUUCUGAACGCUAACUUGCUGGUCAACGUCAAACUGGCUCCCUACGGCAGCGGGCGGUGCUGGUGCUUCGGCUCCAACGGGCUGCGCGCUCUGGGCCAGAGGGAGCUGGUGUUCCUGCUGGAGUGUCUGCCGGAGGAGAAGGCCCUGCCCAGAGACGUCUUCUCGCUCUAUCUCAGCGUUUACCAGGACGCCCAGAAAGGGAAGUUCGUGGAGGAGCUGGAUAACCUGACCUUCACCAGCAGCUUCCUGGGCAGCAAAGAGCACGCCGGCAUGCUGUUCUUCGCCGCCAGCUGCCAGCCUCUGGACGGCCUCACGCUGCCCCCCCGGCCCUUCCUGUUCGGCCUCCUCAUCCACAAGCUGGAGGUGCCGUGGGCCAAAGUCUUCCCGCUGCGGCUGCUGCUGCGGCUCGGAGCGCAGUACGACGUUUAUCCCACCCCUUUGGUCAGCGUCCGCUUUCGGGAAUCUUUGUACCGCGAGACCGGACACACCAUCAUGAACCUGCUGGCUGACCUGAGGAAUUACCAGUACAGCCUCCCGGUGGUGACGGGUCUGAGGAUCCACAUGGAGAUGGGCACCAGCUGCAUCCACAUCCCCAAGAGCAGCUUCAACGAGGUCCAGAAAGUGUUGAACUCGUCCAACGAGCACGUCAUCAGCAUCGGCGCCACCUUCAGCGCCGAGGCCGACUCCCACCUGGUGUGCUUCCAGAACGAGGAGGGCGGGUACCAGACGCAGGCCAGCAGCAUGCCAGGGAAGACGCGCACAGUGACCGGAGCCAGUUUCGUGGUGUUCAACGGAGCGCUGAAAGCGUCGUCCGGAUUCAUCGCCAAGUCCAGCAUCGUGGAAGACGGGUUGAUGGUCCAGAUCCCGCCGGAGACCAUGGAGUCUCUGCGCUCCGCCCUCAGGGAGCAGACGGACUUCCACAUCCCCUGCGGCAAAAACGACGGCGGCGAAGUCCGGGAGAACGUCAGCAUCCGCUGGGAGGACCGGACCGCCACGGUCAACACCGGGAGAAGCAGCGGCGUGGACGGGAGGGCCCUCGACGCCGCCCACAGCGUGCGCUUGCAGCAGGACGCAGAGUUUGAGCUGGACGGCCGCAGCAUCCGAUGCACAGAGGUCUUCUACCAGCUGAAGGACCCGGACUGCAGCCUCGCCGCCGUGCUGGCCUCCUGCAGCGCCUUCCAGAAGGAGAUCGCCAUGGCAACCUGCAGCACGCUGACCCCUCACCUCGCAGUCCUGUCCUCCAGCGGCAUCAACUCCUUCUCGCUGCGCGUCUCCACGCAGGCCGACAUGGUGGAGUACCAGGCGGGUUCUGGAGGCAGGCUCCUCCCCCAGCGCUACAUGAACGAGAUGGACAGCGCUCUGAUCCCCGUCAUCCACGGAGGCGGAGCCAGCGUUCCCCAGACUGCCAUGGACAUGGAGUUCGUCUUCUUUGUGAUUCACGCCGUGUAAGGCGGCAGCAUUAAUAAAGAGAAGGUGGGGGCGCAGACGGGCGGAGCGGCGGCGGCGGCCGGAGGCUCCGGUCUGCAUCCGUGAAGUCAUGAACGUCUCUGUGUGGAGCCGACCAAAGAAAGACGCCAACCGAGACUCUCCGAGCUCCGCCUCCACGGAGCUGCUGCUGAAUGUUUCCCACAAACACUCCACGGAGGGGGAGCCCCCCCCCACAGAAGGGGGAGGAGCCCCCCCCCCACAGAAGGGGGAGGAGCCCCCCCACAUGGAUGUAUUACCAAGGUUUCCGUUUGGUUUUCUGAACGGAGCUACAGCAGAACCUGCUGCUUCCUGAAGCCGACUGCAAAAGACAAAGAGCUUUCAGCCCACGGUCCGGUCCGGUCCGGUCCGGCCCGGUUCUGUGCCUGCUCAGGAUUUCUGACGUCUGAACCUAAAUCUUCUUUGUGACCCUGAUCCCUAAACCCGUCCCAGUUGGUUCGGUUUGGGUUCCACGAAUCUCCAGAACCAAGAUUCGUAGCUUCAGUCCAGAACCCGGCGCCGCAGAGACGGGUAAAAUAAACCGGAGCAGACGGUCGUUUUAAACCACAAACCUUUUUAUUAAAGGCAUUUAAGAAGAUCUUUAUUGGAAACAGCAAAAAUGAACUAAAAAUGAAUUUAAAACAAAUAUUUACUCUCACAGAAUCAGGAAUUAAUGACACAUCCCAUAAUAUAAAUGAGAAAAAUACACUUUAUUCUUUUAUUUCCUCAUUUUCAAUUUACUCAGAUGGCCACGCCCACCUCAUUUAAAUGUUCAGUUUUAAAAUGGAAAAAUGUAUUUAAAAAGCUCGAAACACAAAUUUGAUCAUUUUCAGUUAUUAAGAGCCGAAAGUCCAGAACUUGAGCUCCUCUUCCUCCUCCUCUUCCUCCUCUUCCUCCUCUUCCUCCUCUUCCUCCUCUUCCUCCUCCUCCUCUUCCUCCUCUUUUCCUGUCAGCUCCAAAACAUGAAAACAGACGCAGAACUUUGCUCUGAUGCUGCAAACACUAAAUAAUCUCUUUUUUUCUUCUUCAUCUCCAACCAAAAAUCCAACUUUGCUGAAAAUGAAAUGUUUACACGUCAGAAAUCGGUUCAAACUUUUAGUUUUUACCUCGGAGUCUUUUAAUCUGAAAUAAAGUCUCUUCUAUUUUCUG
Oryzias melastigma (Indian medaka) is the source of this 5383-nucleotide messenger RNA. RefSeq names its product zinc finger, FYVE domain containing 16 (gene zfyve16). NCBI's taxonomy places the organism in Eukaryota, Metazoa, Chordata, Actinopteri, Beloniformes, Adrianichthyidae. Gene Ontology annotation, cellular component: early endosome membrane. Gene Ontology annotation, molecular function: metal ion binding. The transcript is spliced from 18 exons. The record is from RefSeq and is a predicted model, not a curated record. Gene Ontology annotation, biological process: endosomal transport. Bases 254 to 4219 code for a protein of 1321 amino acids.